This is a messenger RNA of Musa acuminata AAA Group (dessert banana), 1247 nucleotides long. Its product is annotated as inositol oxygenase 1-like. The coding region runs from base 138 to 1055 and encodes 305 amino acids. The record is from RefSeq and is a predicted model, not a curated record. Gene Ontology annotation, biological process: inositol catabolic process. NCBI's taxonomy places the organism in Eukaryota, Viridiplantae, Streptophyta, Magnoliopsida, Zingiberales, Musaceae. Gene Ontology annotation, molecular function: inositol oxygenase activity; iron ion binding. Gene Ontology annotation, cellular component: cytoplasm. The transcript is spliced from 10 exons.
UACCUCGUCGGGGCAUUGAACAGAAUGAAGCUAUAAAAGGCCUCCCUCUCUCUCUCUCUCACCCUCUCCCCACAUCUGUCACCUCGCUGACGCUCGCUCUCUCUCUCUCUCUCUCUCUCUGCCGCUCCUUGGAGAUCAUGACGGUCAUCGUCCCCGAGCCGGUUCUUGAGGAGAACCACAACUCGGUGGAAGAACAGCAAAAGGAUGGCGGAGCUUUGGAUCUCGACGGAGAAUUUGUAGUGCCCGGCAGCAACGCUUUUGGUCACUCCUUCAGGGACUAUGAGAAAGAGACCGCAAGAAGAGCAACAGUGGAGGAGUUCUACCGUGUCAACCACAUCUACCAAACAUACGAUUUCGCCAAGAGGAAGAAGGAAGAGUAUGGGAAGCUGCAGAAGGGGGAGAUGAGCAUAUGGGAAUGCGUGGAGCUUCUCAAUGAGUUCGUCGACGAGAGCGAUCCAGACCUUGAUGAGCCCCAGAUCGAACACCUUCUUCAAUCCGCCGAGGCCAUCCGCCGAGACUACCCAGAUCAAGACUGGCUUCACCUCACUGCUCUCAUCCAUGAUCUGGGCAAAGUACUGCUGCACCCUACUUUUGGUGGAGAGCCCCAAUGGUGUGUGGUUGGGGAUACGUUUCCCUUGGGCUGUGCAUUCGACGAAUCCAUCGUUCACCAUCGGUAUUUUAAGGAGAACCCAGAUUACAACAACUCACUGUUCCGCACGAGAUUGGGAGUGUACACAGAGAACUGCGGGCUCGACAAGGUCACCAUGUCUUGGGGCCACGAUGAGUACAUGUACCUGGUGAUGAAGGGGAAUGAGACGAAGCUUCCCCCUGCAGCACUCUUCAUCGUGCGCUUCCACUCCUUCUAUGCCUUGCACCAUUCUGUUGCGUACACCUACCUCAUGAACGAGGAUGACCGAGAGAUGCUCAAGUGGCUUCUGGUCUUCAACAAGUACGAUCUCUACAGCAAGAGCAAGGUGAAGAUAGAUCUGGAGGAAGUGAAACCAUACUAUCUGUCUCUUAUUGGGAAGUACUUCCCGGAAAAGCUGAGAUGGUGAAUGGCGAUGGCAGUAGUAAGACACCGUAAAGUUGCGUCGGGGAUGAAUAAAGCUACUUCUGGUGCUACCACUGUAGCCUCCGUUAGGGCUGUAGUCUUGUUUAAGGAAUCCUAGUAAUGGUCGGUCCAUGUAUCGCGUGCUGUAUGUUAUCUAUUUAAAUGAAUAAUUAAACCACAAUGAUCGAGCUACAAA